ACUCAAUUGAGCCGACGAAGUACUCCGUAUCAGCCAAAUGCAACUUUGGAACUUUCCUCUCCGAACACGUGAGAGUGCGAUGCAGACUACGACGCGCUAUCAACUGUCGGCCAAAUUCGCGACACGUCCUUCCAAAGAAAUCCGCCCUGCACAUCGCGUCAUCCUCGCAGCCGUGCGCCAACACCACUUCCUGGCCUGACGUCUUCUAUACUCCUUGGACGAUUCCAUCGUAGACGUGUAGAAAGCCUUUGAGAUCCAGUGCAGUGCGCUUCGGCGCCCAUCUGAGACAAGAUGUCCCGCUCUGAUAAGAUUUACAGUGCCACUUAUAGUAAUGUGCCUGUGUAUGAAUACAAUUGCGAUGGCAAUCAUGUCAUGCGGCGGCGAUCCGACGAUUGGAUCAACGCUACACACAUUCUCAAAGUCGCCGAGUACGACAAGCCAGCCAGGACUCGCAUUCUUGAAAGAGAGGUGCAAAAGGGGGUACAUGAAAAAGUCCAGGGAGGUUAUGGCAAAUACCAGGGAACAUGGAUACCCUUGCCGGAUGGAAAAGAGCUGGCGCAGAAGAACGGGGUUCUGGAGAAGUUGUUGCCCAUAUUCGAUUAUGUUCCGGGAGAAAGAUCACCACCGCCAGCGCCGAAGCAUGCGACAGCGUCAUCGAAACCACGCGCAAGAGGCACCACACAGAACAAGCGGCAACAAGUCUAUGCGCAAGCCCCCGACUACGAUCAGAUGGAUAUGAGCGUACACGGGAUGGCUACUCCUGACCGCGAUGCAUUCUCCGAAUCGGCGUUUGACGAGUACGAUCAAUCACAGUAUACAAAUCCGCGUAAGCGCAGACGAGUAGAAGAGCAACUGUCACAGGCCGACAAGGAGCAUCAGCUAUGGGCGGAUGAACUUCUUGACUACUUCAUGCUCCAGGAUAGUCCCUACGAUUCUUUGCCUGUGGCACCCGUCCCACCAGCAGGCGCCGACUUGGAUCGGCCCAUCGACGACAAGGGCCACACAGCUCUGCACUGGGCUGCAUCGAUGGGCGACAUCGAAGUGGUCAAAGAUUUGAUACGCCGAAGAGCCCGAAUUGAUGUGCAAUCAAAGAAUGGCGAGACACCACUCAUGCGUGCCGUGGUCUUCACCAAUAAUUACGAUCGCCAGAACAUGGAGAAGCUUGCAGGCCUUCUCAUACAAACCGUCAAUAUGCAGGAAUGGUACGGCAGCACGGUCUUUCAUCACAUCGUAAACACGACCGAGCGCAAAAGCAAAUAUCAAUGUGCGCGAUACUAUCUCGAUUGCAUCCUGAACAAAAUGACCGAAGUUCUCUCACCUGAUCAGAUCGAGCGGGUACUCAACGAGACUGAUCAAAACGGUGACACUGCGAUCCUGAUCGCUGCACGUAACGGCGCGAGAAAAUGCAUCAGAAGUCUGAUCUGCAGGAAUGCUGACUCAAGCAUUAUGAACAUUGCCGGGGAAAACGCAGAGCAAUACAUUAUCGAGCUGAACAAUCGUCGCAAGGAGAGAGAGCAUCACAACCGCCAUAUGUCGUCCUCUCCAUUUCAGGGGAACAGUAAUCUUCCGAUCGGCGGCGCAGUCCAACCUCACAUCAACGGUAACGCCGUCGUCACGAACCCGCUUUCAGCACUUCAAACUGACAGUGGCUCCGUCGGAUACAAAUCCGAGGUUGCGCUGGCGAUGAAGACUUCUGUCAUCCCCGCUGUCAUGGAGAAAUUUCAGAGCUUGACAAAUAAUAUCGAAACGGAAAUGGCUGAGAAAGAGGCCGAGUUAGCAGAAGCCGAAAGGGUUGUGGCAGCCAGGCGAGCAGAGAUUGAGCAGCUGAAAGCUCAGAUUGAUGAGCUUCGUACCAAAGACCAGGCUCAGACCAACGGUGCUCUCGACAGUGAUGCACGGCUGAUAGCUGAGCUGGACCAACUCAUGCAUGAGUGCACCUCACUUACUAUGGAGGAGCAGAAUCGGACGCUGAAUGGCCUUUUUGAGAAGGAGAAGGCAGCUCUGCCUCAUUCACCUCCCGCAGACGUAGACAUAGAUGGAGCCGACGACGAUGAGAAUGAGACGAUCAAGCAGAAGCUGGACCUGGCUCGCGAGCUUUUUACUGUUAUGCAGCAACGGCACGGUCUGGUUGAAACCAUUGUGCAAAAUCUCUCGGUCGCAGGUUUGGGUAACAAACAGGCCGAGUACAGACGUCUGAUCACGGGCGCUUUGCGAAUACGUGAAGACGAGGUCGAAGAAGCACUUCCUGGAAUCGUGGCCGAGCUAGAAUCAUCGUGCGAUAUGGAGCAUGUGGGCGCAUAGCGUGCAUCCAUAUACCACUCACUCGGCACUGGCUCAAGGUCCACUCUUCCAUGGUUAGGAACCAAAUGAAGAUCGACCGUUCAGGCUUCUCUUCGCGGAUCGCAUUCGGUGGGAAUCGUUUCCACGCGGCAGCGAGUUAGGCACCAUGUCCGUUUGUGACGAAAUAUGCCUGAUGAUUCACAGAGACAGACAUCAUUGCCUGCAACAGAUGUAGCAUUGUCAUAAGAUCAUAAUAUCAACUUCAGUCUCGGCUUGAUUGAUGUCCAUCAACAUUGUGCUAAGUAUAGCAAGAAUGAGUAGGCUUGUCGGACG
Dissoconium aciculare CBS 342.82 is the source of this 2613-nucleotide messenger RNA. Its product is annotated as apses-domain-containing protein. The transcript has 4 exons. The record is from RefSeq and is a predicted model, not a curated record. Gene Ontology annotation, cellular component: MBF transcription complex; SBF transcription complex. Lineage: Eukaryota; Fungi; Ascomycota; Dothideomycetes; Mycosphaerellales; Dissoconiaceae. Gene Ontology annotation, molecular function: protein binding; DNA binding; transcription regulator activity. Bases 292 to 2301 code for a protein of 669 amino acids.